Molecule: messenger RNA, 718 nt
Organism: Spirodela intermedia
Lineage: Eukaryota; Viridiplantae; Streptophyta; Magnoliopsida; Alismatales; Araceae
Source: the annotation of a GenBank genome assembly
AUGGCGGCGCCGCCGCCGCAUGUCCUCCUAUUCCCGCUUCCACUGGUAGGCCACGUCUCACCCACGCUCAAACUGGCCAAGGUGCUCUCCCUCAGGGGCCUCCUCGUCAUCUUCCUCACCACAGAGCACGUUCACCGCCGCCUCUGUGGCGACGACGGUCUGAACGGCCGCCCGGGCUUCUUUUUCCGGUCCAUCCUUGACGGCCUCCCCGCUGACCACCCGAGAUCCGCGGGACGAUUUUUUGAGGUGCUCUUCUCGCUUCAGGCACAACUCGGGGAGAAUUACCGAGAUCUGUUAGCGUCCCUCCACGAGCCGAGGCCGGUGACGUACGCCAUCGAGGACAUGUUUCUCCCGUUUGUUGCGGAGGUUGGGGAAGAGCUGGGGAUUCCGGUCAUCGCCUUCGGUACCAGUGGCCCCUGUGGCUUCUGGACUGAUUUCUGCAUUCCCGAGCUCAUCGAAUCAGGGGAAAUCCCCUUCCCCGGUAAGAGAAACAUCCACAAAUAAGCGCAUCCAGGGGAAAUCCACUCAUGUUUCAUUUGGGCUCGCUUCCUCAUUCACAGAGGGAUGCGACAUGGACGAGCUCGUGAGAAGCGUCCCAGGCAUGGAGAGCUUCCUGAGGCAGCGAGACCUUCCGUGUUAUUGCCGAGUCGAAGACUCGAGUGAGCCGAUUCUCCAAGGUGCAUUAUCCAAGGUGCGGCAUCGACGACCCGGAGGAUGA